Molecule: messenger RNA, 2278 nt
Organism: Fusarium graminearum PH-1
Lineage: Eukaryota; Fungi; Ascomycota; Sordariomycetes; Hypocreales; Nectriaceae
Product: glutamate decarboxylase 1
Exons: 4
Coding region: 463-2169 (568 amino acids)
Biological process (GO): L-glutamate catabolic process
Cellular component (GO): cytosol
Molecular function (GO): glutamate decarboxylase activity; pyridoxal phosphate binding
Source: RefSeq, a predicted model, not a curated record
GCUUCUCUGUCUCUUUGUAAAUCUGGUUUUAUUUCACUCGUCUCACCCCUAGUAUCAACAUAUAUACUACCUAUCUACCACUCUCCUCUACUCUUGUACUUCAAAAGAGAUACCAUACUCUUGAAGCUCCUACAUCUUGAAAUUCAUCACAUUGCGUCGUGUAUUACAUGUCCUCAUCCCACUAUAACUCUUCAUAUUGCCGACCUUUCCGUUUUACCCCUCAACUGAACUCUUUGCUACUCUGUACUAAGCAGAAGCAACCUGCGACGUGCCGUCAUUGCCAACAGAGUAACCAACCAAGUACCAACACAAGCCAUUCUUCAACCCACCACAAAAAGAUAGCUAUAGUUAGCCAGCUACACAAAACCGGCUGCUCCCGUCCAUAUUCGGCCUAUCGCAUUAAGCUUUCUUGUCUCGAUUUGUUUACAUACAAAAGAGCUAUCCCUCUACCCCUCCUUCAUCAUGAGUCUCGCUCAGCAUUCAGAAAGUGCGUCGCCCGUUCCCAUUAUUGAGACAGACGACCAAGGAAACCCCAUCAAGUCAAGUAACGGAUACUUCCCUUCCAAAGGAAAAUCUUCAACCCUCGUUGACAACAUGGCUCACCUCUCUGUUGUUGGUGGUGCUCACCGCGGAGACGACUCUGACGCUGCAUCCGUCCGUUCUACCAGCUCUCGGGCCUCACGGAGGCCUGAGAUGAAGCUGGCGAGCUACCAGGAUGAGUACACCACCAGCGUCUACGGAUCUCGCUUUGCGGGCAUGGAUCUUCCCAGGCAUCAUAUGCCAGAGAACGAAAUGCCCCGCGACAUUGCCUAUCGCAUGAUCAAGGACGAUCUGAGUCUUGACAACAACCCCAUGCUCAACUUGGCUUCUUUCGUUACAACUUACAUGGAAGAUGAAGCCGAGAAGCUCAUGGCAGAGUCAUUCUCCAAGAACUUUAUCGAUUAUGAAGAGUACCCUCAAUCCGCCGACAUCCAGAACCGAUGCGUUAACAUGAUCGGCGAUCUUUUCCACGCUCCUCCCGGUUCGUCAGUCGGUACAUCAACCGUCGGUUCCUCAGAAGCCAUCAUGCUCGGUGUUCUGGCCAUGAAGAGGCGCUGGAAGAACCGCAGAAUCGCCGAGGGUAAGAGUACAGAACAUCCCAAUAUCGUCAUGUCCUCGGCCGUUCAGGUCUGUUGGGAAAAGGCCACUCGCUACUUUGAGAUUGACGAGAAGCUCGUCUACUGUACGCCUGAUCGUUUUGUCAUGGAUCCAGAACAGGCCGUUGACCUGUGUGACGAGAACACCAUUGGUAUGUGUGCUAUUCUUGGAACGACUUAUACUGGUGAGUACGAGGAUAUCAAGGCCAUCAACGAUCUCCUCGUUGAGCGCAACCUUGAUGUCCCAAUUCACGUCGAUGCUGCCAGUGGAGGCUUUGUGGCUCCUUUUGUAGUUCCUGACCUAGAGUGGGAUUUCAGAUGUGAAAAGGUCGUCUCUAUCAACGUCUCGGGUCACAAGUACGGUCUUGUCUAUCCUGGUGUUGGUUGGGUCAUCUGGCGAUCUCCCGAGUUCCUCCCCCAAGAACUCGUCUUCAACAUCAACUACCUCGGUGCCGAUCAAUCAUCUUUCACCCUCAACUUCUCCAAGGGUGCAUCACAAGUCAUUGGCCAAUACUACCAGCUCAUCCGCCUCGGCAAGCACGGUUACCGCGCUAUCAUGAGCAACCUCACCCGUACCGCCGACUACCUGACAGAAACCCUAGAGAACAUGGGCUUCGUCAUCAUGUCAGAACGUUCGGGCGCUGGUCUUCCCCUGGUUGCUUUCCGUUUCAAGACCGUUGACGAAGGUGGUGAUCCUGAACGUCACUACGAUGAGUUCGCUCUCGCUCACCACCUGCGUUCUCGAGGUUGGGUUGUCCCUGCUUACACCAUGGCUCCCAACUCUGGCGUGAAGAUGCUGAGAGUUGUUGUCCGAGAGGACUUUACAAAGAGUCGAUGCGACCAGCUCAUCUGCGAUGUCAAGCUGUGCCACGGUCUUCUUAAGGAGACAGACCAGGAGUCAAUUAAGAAGCGUGAAGAGUACAUCAAGAACCACAUUGUUACUAUGGGACGUGGAAAGCAUUCCCACCCCGUAUACAAGGAUGAGCAACAUUCUCUCCAGGGCAAGCAUGGCAAGACACAUGCUAUUUGCUAGUUAUAUAGAAAGGAUGGGUUAUUUGUGAAGGCUUGGCGUUGAGCGAUGUGAUGAGGCGUACUGAAUAUGAAUGAAGCAUGUAUUGUUUUUGAAUGAGACUAUAUCAGAG